CUAUAUUUUUGUAAUUUUUAGGUAAUUUGAAAUAAACGUAUUUAAAUAAAUGUAUAAUUGAAGGUUUUCAUAAUAUAUGCAACGUUAUAUGACUCUUUAGUUGCACUAAAUGUUAGUCGAAAGCAAUUUCAAAAUAAGCAAUUACAUGCUAAAAGGCGACGAUAAUUCACACGAUAUGCAAGUGAAACCUUUCAAAAUAUUUUCAGUCUCAUUAACUCGUUAAAUACAUAUAAAAGAAAUCAUUCAAACCAGUAUCAAAAUUACAUCGAAUAACCAUGGACACCGAUGUAGACAUAGACGAAACAAAUCUAAAGGACGAAGAACAAGUUCUGAUUGCCGUGGAGAACACCUUGAGCACCGUCGAGGAAAGUAUGUGCAAGUUUAUAAAGGACGUUCCAGAGGCAUUGGCCGCCUCUGGAUUGGAAGUUAACCUAGAAAAACUAAACAUAGACGAUGGUAAAAAGAUACUGCAGCUUCUUCAUCCGUUUCCCAAAUCGUUUACCGAUCUUAAGGCGAAUAAAGAAGAGGAGAAAGAAAAACUGUCAGCUCUGGAACGAGAGUGCGAGCAAUUGCGUGGCCAAUUGCAGCAACAAAUCGAUGGGAAUAAAAGGGCACAAGAGGAAAUAAAGUACCUGAGAGAACAAAUAUUAAAUCAAAGUACAUACUGCGCAAGCUUAGGGGCGGUUUUGAGCAACUUAUCAUGGCGCGCCUCUAGGUCUCCAGAGAUUGUCGAUGUUUGGCUUUCCGGGUUCCAGCACAAGAUCGACGAAUUAUUAUCGAUAACGGACGGAAGUUUCGUUGCGUUCAUGAACACUUAUCGGGACGCGUUCCCUCCAACUUGCAACGUCGAAUACGAGUUUAUUAGCGGUUUACUAGGCAUCGUGACGAAUAUCUCAGCCACUCCUGAGGGUAGGGAAUUCUUAAUCACCAACAGAAAUGGCCGUGAUUUCGUACAGAAGAUGAUCAAACUCAUGCCCGCUUUGCCGGUUUCCCAGGGUUCCCUUUCUUUACAAAAGCUGAUGUUAAUGAUAUUCUAUAACGUGAGCAUGAACAAGACCGGUUUGCAGCAUCUAUUCGAGUCGCAGAUAUGGGAACCAUUGAACUAUUAUCUGAGAAACAAUUCGUUGCCGAGCAAACUGCAGCUGCUAUGUCUGCGGAUACUACUAUUGAUUACAUACGAUUUGACUAACCCGAAAUAUAUUCAAAAGUUGACUACGACACUGCCGCUCGACCGAAUAGAGGAUAUCGCAGCGUCGAACGACAACGGGAUGAGCACCGUCGCGAAACAAGUGAUAAAACAUUUGCGAGACUCGCAGAAAUUCCUAAGUUCCAAUUAAAACACGCUACGUAUUAUUUAACGUUGAUCGCCUGUAGUAUUAACGUGCAUAUUAAUUGAAAGUUGCUAAAGAGAAAAAAAUCCCGUUGAUGUAACGCGAAUUACACGCAUUGAACCGAACGAGGAACAGAUAAAUACUCGUAUUCGUGGAAUCGAGCGACGCGUUACAUCGUUUCACGAAUCGAACGGCUAUCAAACAUCAUCGUAUCCUUGAAAACGUGUUCGUGACUAGUCUCGGGAACUGUCGAAUAUCGAUCUGCUUUAAUGCAGCUACAAAAUAAAAGCAAUCGUGCGGAAUGGCGUACGGAACAGUACGAAAAUCGAUUAUGCAUACAGUUAGGCGGUAAAACGUACAUCGAGCGGAUGAAUAUCUUUCUGACCGAUUAAACUGAUUAUAAAGAAGUAUCUUCUAAUUGAAUAAACACCAAUCGUAGUUCGUUCGAGCGACAAGUCGAUUGAAAAUAUAAAUUGAAUUUUUUUCUUUAUACUUCGCGUUACAUCGACAACAUUAGAAUACGUUUACAAUACCAAUUGUACGUACGGCUAAUUAGUAUGCACGAUGCAUUGAUAGAAGGAUGCGCUAGGAGGAACGUAUGACAAUGUGUCAGUCGAAAUUUCAUUGAGCAUCGAUGGCCUUCAACUUUGAAGGUUGCGUCAACGAACACCGCAGUAUCGCGUUUCGAAGUUGCAACCCUAGCGUAAAACGUUCACGAGUGUGUACAUUUUACACAAUUGCAAUGGUAUCUAUAGUCACGAUGAACCUGCGAUUGCAGCUAUCUCUAAAUUACCUGCUAGUUCCGAACAACCAGGUUAAACCAUUAAGAACCUAGCAUAGAAAAAAUGACUUUCACGUGCAUAUAAGAUUCUUUAUUCUUUACAAAGUCACACGGUAAAUCGAUACGUAGUAGAUCGAUGAAUAUGCGGCAAAUGAUCUAUCCCUACAUGCUAAAUAAAUUAU
Molecule: messenger RNA, 2294 nt
Organism: Osmia lignaria (orchard mason bee)
Lineage: Eukaryota; Metazoa; Arthropoda; Insecta; Hymenoptera; Megachilidae
Product: heat shock factor 2-binding protein
Cellular component (GO): cytosol
Source: RefSeq, a predicted model, not a curated record